AUAACUUUUAUUAGAGAUAAUUUUAGAUUUUCACAUACCUCAUCUUUUUGAUUACUUACAAGCUAUUUGUAAAUUGUUAUGAGUCUUGAUAUAUAUCUGUGGUUCACAAGGGCUUAGAAUUUACAAGAUUAUGCUCUCCUUGUGGGCGUACAUCUCAUGCUUAUCAUACCAAAUUAUAUUACAUGUUUUGCAGCUGUACAGCCAUCUUACUUUCUAUAUUACCUAUACUUUUGAAUUUUCACAUAACUCAUCUUUUUUUAUUACUUACAAGCUAUUUGUAAAACUGUUUUAGAAUUGCAUAUGGUGGAAACAUUUUUAGGUGUGUAUUCGGCUCGGGGAAAGUAUAAUCACACAAGUAUUUUUCCAUUUUCUAAUGUAACACUCAAGUCUCAUAUACUAGUAGCUCUUAAUGCCACGAGCACCAUAAUAUCUUUUGGAGUUUGCAUUUCGUUGUUAUCACAUUCAUCAAGGGCAGUGUAACUCGACAUCUCAUCUUUUUCCUAUAAUAUAGUACUUUCUAAUUCUAUUUCACAUAUUAUAUAUGCACAUGACGAAUUUUAGUUUAUCGAAAUGACUUGUAGGACGCCAUUUGAAAGAAGGUCAAUGCUAUGGGAGGACAGGUGACGAAAAAAACAUCAUCAGAUGUCAGUUUCAUAAUUGUGAAGGAUGUCCUAGUCCAAAAAUACAAGGAGGAUUUUUAGUGUUGAUGAUGUGGCAGGAGGAGUUUGUGGCUAGGCUAUUGCUGGGCUAUUCCUAUUGUGGAUGGCGUUACCCACUUGUUUGGUGUUUGCUACUUCAGUAAUACCUAGCCUAGUAUGAGGUCAGAAUCUGAAUUUUAGUUAUAUCAUGAUUCCUUGUCAGUCUGAGAUUUCGCUCUUCCUAUAGUAUUCCUUUGGCUAAUUUUUUUCUAUCUAGCUUCUUUCUGAAUGUAUCUGUAGUUCCAUUGAAAUCGUUUUGCAUGUGAUCUAUGAUAGUUCUAGUUUAUCUUUUAAGUUAUUAUAGUUUGUUAGGAGUCUUUUAUUCAUGUUUAUAUUUUAAAUUAUUAUAGUUUGAUAGGAGUCUUUUAUUCAUGUUUAUCUUUUAGAUUAUUAUGGUUGUCUCAUCUUUAGGAUUUGAUUUCGUUAGGAGUUCUGGCUAUUUUUUUUCCCUCGAGGUUUGACAGGGAAGGGCAUCCAGAAAAGUAGUUUGGAUUGGCAAAAGGGAAAGGCCUCGCAAGAGGAGUUUGUUUUCCAAUUAAAACCAUUAGUCUUUUUAUCAAGCAUCGGGCGUUCUUCUUUUAAUUGCUGUCAGUUAUUGCUUCUAGUUUCCUCAGGCAGUUUAGAUCGCUCUCCUUAACAAUCUAUCAUCUACAGACUACAGUCUACAAAAUUUAUUAUUCUGUAAAUGGUUUCUCCAUUUUUUCAUUUAUUUGUCUUCCCGUUUAUAACUAUAAGAGUGUUUUGUGAUUGCUAUUUGCUACGCUACCCAGGGGCUCUUUAACAUUUAUGUUUACCUUACACCAGCAUAUAAUCUUGAAUAUUGGUAUCCUUAAUUUUUCAAAAGCUCCUGAAGGUGACGAGUAUGUGGUUUCAAAAAGACGGCGUAUCGUAUACAUAGUUAACAGGAAAUGGUUUCAUCAGUCUAUUGCCAGAAGAGCAUGCCUUAUGGAAGACUCCUUCCUGUUCAACAUUCAACUUCUGUUAGUAUACUCAAGGCAAAGGCACCAGAAAUUUUCAGCCUACCUCAUCAUCUAUCCCGACUGCCUCAGAACUAGACACCAGUCUUUCUGCUAAGAAUAUGGAACCUGAUGUGCAGAAUCUCCUCACAAACACCCCCUGCACAUCUUCUGAGGAUGAUGAUCUAAACUUGUCCGAGUGCAGAGUUCUACUUUUGGGCUUUGAGGCUUCUGAAUUGCGGAAGCUAGUGAACAUGGUUCGUCAGGGUGGGGGCUCUCGUUACAUGUCUGUUAGGGAGAAAUUGACCCACGUGUUAGUUGGAAUUCCAUCAAAAAAAGAGAUCAAGGAAAUAAGGAGCCUAGCAGCUUUUGGAGUUGUUAGUAUUGUCAAAGCUUCAUGGCUCGAAGAAUGCACCAUCAAAAAGAAAGAGGUCCCUGUCUUUCAGGGUCACAUUGCUUAUGAUUUACCCUAUUCACAGAUUUUGUAGUUUUUAAUAGAGGCAAUAAAAGGCUGGUAAUACAAUAUAAUGAAAUACUACAAAAAAAACAAUUAAAGAUAGACUUGUACAUUUAAUAAUAGACUUUAGACUUGUAAAAUUUAAA
Molecule: messenger RNA, 2257 nt
Organism: Salvia splendens (bonfire salvia)
Lineage: Eukaryota; Viridiplantae; Streptophyta; Magnoliopsida; Lamiales; Lamiaceae
Product: DNA topoisomerase 2-binding protein 1
Exons: 5
Coding region: 1777-2142 (121 amino acids)
Biological process (GO): mitotic G2 DNA damage checkpoint signaling; mitotic DNA replication checkpoint signaling; DNA replication initiation
Source: RefSeq, a predicted model, not a curated record